Messenger RNA from Jaminaea rosea, 471 nucleotides. Its product is annotated as ribonuclease H-like protein. Gene Ontology annotation, molecular function: RNA-DNA hybrid ribonuclease activity; nucleic acid binding. Gene Ontology annotation, biological process: DNA replication, removal of RNA primer. The record is from RefSeq and is a predicted model, not a curated record. Lineage: Eukaryota; Fungi; Basidiomycota; Exobasidiomycetes; Microstromatales. The transcript is spliced from 3 exons. Bases 1 to 471 code for a protein of 156 amino acids.
AUGUUCCGUCUCGCCGAACCCUACAUCGUCUGGACGGAUGGCGCCUGCCACAACAAUGGCCGUCAUGAUGCCGAAGGAGCUUAUGGCGUCUAUUCGGAGUCUGUGCUCAUCUCCAAGCGUCUCUGCGAUGUCUGCAUGCGCCCUCACACUAACAACAAGGCCGAACUCGUGGCUAUUCAAGCAGCUCUUCACAGCCUGCCCCCACGCAUCACAGCCGUCAUUGUACGCACCGACUCGGAGCUCUGCGUCAAUAUCAUCAACCGCUGGCACUUUGACUGGGUCAAGAAGGGUGGAGUCAACGCUCAGGGCAAGGUUCCUGCCAAUUGGACCUUGAUCUGCGACCUGAUGGAGAGGAUCCACCAGCUACGCAAUGAUGGUAUGUCCGUCGAGGUGGAGCACGUCAGGGGGCAUGCGGAUGAUUUUGGUAACCAGCAGGCGCACAUGCUUGCUCAACGAGCACUCAAGGCUUGA